Messenger RNA from Mercurialis annua (annual mercury), 1103 nucleotides. Its product is annotated as AUGMIN subunit 2. Gene Ontology annotation, cellular component: mitotic spindle microtubule. Lineage: Eukaryota; Viridiplantae; Streptophyta; Magnoliopsida; Malpighiales; Euphorbiaceae. The coding region runs from base 70 to 972 and encodes 300 amino acids. The transcript has 6 exons. Gene Ontology annotation, biological process: microtubule nucleation; microtubule organizing center organization; spindle assembly. The record is from RefSeq and is a predicted model, not a curated record.
CAACUAAAGGAUUCUCCAUCAACUGAUAAUCAACAACACUGCAUAAAACAAGAAAAACUAAAACCAACGAUGGCGAACGGCGACACUACAUGGGUGGGCAAGAAGCCAAUCCGACGCAUCGGAGGAAUGUCCGACGCCCUCUCAAUUGCCGCCGAUCUCGGUUUUUCUGUCGCUCCUCCUCUCUCUCAGGAGGAAAUUUAUAACUUAUCCACCAGUACUGGCGAGAAGGGUGAUGAUUUAAUUAGGGUUCUAAGAGAAUUAACUAGCGUACAAAGAAAAAUAGCUGACCUACAAGUUGAACUUCAAGGUCGCAAGGAUGAUAAAAAUGUGGCGAAUUUGACCCAUGUUAGUGAAAUGGAGAAGAAGAUUGAAACUUUGGCCAGGAUUACUACUAUACUGAAAGAUGUGAUUCAGAAUAAGGAUCGGAUAAUAGCUCGUCUUCAACAACCAUAUUCUUUAGAUUGUAUUCCAGUUGAAGCUGAAUAUCAGAAACAAUUUUCAGAAUUACUGAUGAAGGCCGCCAGCGAUUAUGGUGCCUUGACAGCAUCUGUUUCUGAUUUUCAAUGGAGUCAGAACUUUAAGGAGUCUCCUUCAGUGUGGGGGGAAAUGCUACGUCCUAUUCCUGUUGCUUUAGCAUCUUGCACCCGGUUCUUUGAAGCAAUGUCUGCCAUGAGAGAAUCAUUUGCUACACUCCAACAUUUGAGGGUUGGCCAAUCGGUUUCCUCUUUGCCGACAACACCAGCAAAUGAUCUUUCGCAAAGAUCAGUAAGGAAUUCAAAUUUUGUAACUCCUCCUCCUUGGAGAAAUGAAUCCAGUUUAGAUGACUUGGCUGUCAAAAGCGCAAGGAAACAAGAAAUUGUGCGGCAAGAAGCAGAUGAUGAAAGCAGUGAAGUUGGCGACUUUCAAGCGGAAGAUGGCACCGGCCACAGGAGAUUGUCUUGGCCUCCAUCGGUUAAAAAGAGCGGCAUAUAGUAAGUCCUCAAAAUGACUACUAUUUUUUUUUUCUCGCUGAAAUUUUAUGUACAAUAUUCUCAUUGCAUUAGAUGUAUUAUAUUGUAUUAUACUGCAUUACCUUAAUCAUAUUUUAUCUGUCAAUUCUGGUA